Messenger RNA from Pseudogymnoascus verrucosus, 3343 nucleotides. RefSeq lists its product as uncharacterized. Bases 926 to 2830 code for a protein of 634 amino acids. The record is from RefSeq and is a predicted model, not a curated record. Gene Ontology annotation, cellular component: MUB1-RAD6-UBR2 ubiquitin ligase complex. Gene Ontology annotation, biological process: ubiquitin-dependent protein catabolic process; establishment or maintenance of cell polarity. Lineage: Eukaryota; Fungi; Ascomycota; Leotiomycetes; Thelebolales; Thelebolaceae. The transcript has a single exon.
CUCCCUUCUCCCCCAAAGCAGUGUAUCUUCAAUAAAAAACCAUAAACAAUAAUUAAAUUAUCCUUCUCUUUUCACUUUCAUUAAUAACUCCACUCGACUCAAUUCAGCAACAAUAAAUGUAGUAGUCGUCCAAAAAGCACGGCCAUUUCCGCUCCGUACUGCCGCUUUCAUCCACCACCAACACACAGACACCACCACACUCUUCGCCGCCUUCUCCUUGGUAUUUUUGCCACAACCGCCCCAACCCAACAAAACCUCUCUCUCCAAAAGAAAAUGUCAAUAUCUUUUAGCUUACCGCUUCUUCAAUAAUUAUUAUUAUUAUUACUCUUCUUCAACUCAAUUCAUCUUUAAUUAUUCCGUUAUUAAUCGUGGUCGUUGCCAUUAUUUUACUCGGUUUACUCGAUCCCGAAGGCUGAGAAAGAGAGAAAGAGAGAGAGACAGACAGACACGGGCCGCCUUUGCUGCUAGAGCCGUUUCAGGAAUUCCCAUCUGGUUCGCCAGCCACUUCGCCUCCAGUCUUCGACGUCGACGUCGUUGUCUGACUCCUGAUCCUCCACUUCAUCAAAAAUCAGUAUUCAGUAUAUUCGGUUCUCUCUGUCAGCGUUGUUCUAUACGUCUCUUCCAGCAAAUCUCCUCGAAUUCACAUGUUCUAGCGUCUGCCAGCCCUCGAAGUUCCCGGCUGUCUCUUCUCUGGAACGCUCCCCCCCCCCCAAACACAAAUCCAACGGACAUCACACACCUCGACAUCAAACUCGGCAUCAAACUUGACGUAGUCAUCCCAUACAUACUUAUCGACACCUGAGCAAGCAGAUCCCGCUUGCUUAUAUGCCAACAACCACAACAGCCCACGAUCUCCCCAAACGCACCGAUUGAGCGAAAAGACUCCCAAUUCUCAGCCGUCGCGAUCUAGCGAACAGUCUGCACGAUGAGGGAAGUCAACUUCAGCAUCCCGAAUGUCAACAAGGCCUCAGUUGGCAUCACGACUGCCCUAUAUGAUCGCCGUGCCCUCGACUGCACUUCAACCUUACCUCUCAUCAAUUCCCUGAACCACCUCGCAUACCUCACGACUUCAUCAGCACGCAUCAGAGAUAUCCUUACCGUCGAUGGCGGCGUCGAGAGACUGGUCUGCCUGCUCAAGGCAGGCCGAAGCAAGGACAUGAUGGAUAUGUGGAAAUGGAAUCUCGCUUUCCAGUGUGUUGUCAAUAUCGGCGUCCGAGGCUCUGAACCAGUUCGGACUAGGGUGGUAGAGGCAGACAUGGUCCCAGUUAUCGCUACAAUUCUCGACAACUACAUCAAGGUCGUAGACAGGUGCCGGGAGAAGGCGGAAGAAGCGAAACAGAAGUCUAUCCAAGAACAAGGAUCGAGUGGAAGGCAUGGCAGCCGAUCGUCGCAGAAAGGCACGUCGUUUGGAAAUCGAUCUGGCCGCGUGGACGCAGAGAAUCGCACAUUUAGACGCCAAGCUCCUCCUCCAUCCAUUGAAAUCCCAGCAUCAUCCGCCAAUGCCCCAGCGUCGGCAGAUUUCGCUGCCACAGAUGCAACACCAACAAACGCUGCUUUCUCCCUCACAUCUCCUCCCGAGCGAACUACGUUCGCUAGCAGCCACCAUCACCACCACCGCCAUCAUCACAGAAACCAAGACCCCCGACAUACCCCCCUCUUUGUUCCACCAUCCCGCCAUCAAAUCCAGCCUCUUGCUACCGCUAUACCCUCGAUGGAUGCAACUGACGGGUUCAACAUCAGACCUGUUCGCGAUGUCGAAAGGCUUCCUUCUAUGGUUCCAUACCACCACAGCGGAUUGACUUCACAGCCCGACUCUCCAACUACACCACUUCCUCCCGCACAACUAAGAUCACCUACAGCACGUCCCGCACCAGCGUCCAACCCAACCGCACGAGCUCGGAGGAGGCCAUCUAUCCGACAUCAAACAUCGAUGGGUGGUGAACAGGAAGAUCCCAACGGUGACAGUAUGGUGUCCGAUGAGUCUGGGGAGCCGGAUAUCGCUAGCGCAAGCACAGAUAUACAGACGUCGGUCGGAAUUCAGGACAUCAGCAUGGAUGAUGAGGGCGAUAGCAUGAUCACGGCUGUGGAGACUCCUCUGGGCUUAACCACCCCCACUGUAUCGGAAGCCCAGGAUGCAGGCACAUUCAACAUUACACACCGAUCGGCAAUUGACGGAAGUCUGAUCGCCGAUGCUACUACCCCAACAGGACCACCAAUGGGCCUCUCCCCAGCCCAGACAAAUAUGGCCAACAACUCUCCCGCCAUCAUGAUUACGACUAUCCCAAGAUACUUACUGGAUCGCCCCACUCCAGCAAACGCACAAGUCCUUGCGGCUAUGCCUCGCGACGAGGAUGUUCUUAUGUCUUUACAGCUCCUCGCAUACGUUUCUAAGUACUGCAACCUCCGAAAGUAUUUCCAACAGUCACACCUUGUUCCAAAGCUCAAGAUCGGCAAGGAGCUUCAUCUUCUGGAUCAGGAUGACAGCUCCUGCCACGCACAAACCGAGGACGGUUGUGAGAGUGACGAGGAGGAGGAAUACCUCCUGCCUGACGAUUUCAAUAUAUUCCCCCUCGUCGAGAAGUUUACCGUGCGUCACCACAGCCAGGAUAUGCAAUACUGGGCUGGCGUGGUUAUGCGCAACUUAUGCCGCAAGGACGACACAAGGGGAGGGAUCAGACAAUGCGCAUACUACCAAUGCGGCAAGUGGGAAGAGUUUACACGGCAGUUUGCCAAGUGUCGACGAUGCCGCCGUACAAAGUACUGCAGCAAAGAAUGCCAAAAGAGCGCAUGGGUUUACCAUCGCCACUGGUGCGUCGAGGCGUCUCAAUGAUGAAAGACAAUAACCACACUUCGACGAAACAAGCAUACUGGCCGAGCCCGGCUUUGAACAAAUCUUAAUUCCGAAUAGCGACUCAUUUGCGUUCCAUUGCAUGGCGUCUGCAUCAUGAUACCUCUCGGGCUGGUAACCCCAGCCUGUAGUGCGAAAUACAAUCUGCAAAACCCGACGAGUCCUCUGGUCACUCGUCGGACGAAUUUCCUUUGUCCGCCUGCCUCUAUGUCAACAUGACACGAUUACGAUGCCUCUCGUCAACCCCCGUCGGGGCGCUGGCUUGGCCGAAGGUGCCGAACGCCUUUGGGAUUACGGUAGUGGUGAACCGGGUUGGUCGUCACAACCAGCGCCGGGUUGGGAGUGGGAACAAUAAUGGGGUUUUUCUCUCUCGAAUUUGCACCGCGUAGCAUGGAGGAUUAAGGGUACGAACGAGGCGUUGUUCUUAUUUGUUACUAGUUUAGGAUGGACAUAGCACUCUCCUUCAGAUGGGGGCUUAGGCGGAUGAUUUGGGGG